AUGAAAUUUGUCACACUGCAGGCAGCCUUGGUUGGCUUCUAUGCCGCCGUGGCUCUGGCCUCACCGGCACCUGCUCCUGGCCCUGGUCCAGUCCCCGAUCCCCAGCCCGAACCCGUUUUAGAGGAGCGCGCCACAGUCGACGUUGACCUUCCAUCUGGUGGCACGAUGACGGGUAGGUCUCUGCUUAAUGUUGAGAGCUUCAAUGCCAUUCCUUUUGCGGAUCCUCCCGUUGGAGACUUGCGUCUCAAGCCACCCAGGAAAUUCUCCGGCACCUUUGGGAAACGAGAUGGUACUGGAAUUGCGCCUGCUUGCCCACAAAUGUUUCUUUCCCGAGAGAGCUUGGGAAUCAUUGGCAAAAUAGCAAACGAUCUUUUACAAAUUCCAUUUCUAAAGGUGAUUGCGGGACAAGAAGACUGUCUUACCGUUAAUGUCCAGCGACCUGCUGGAACAAAGGCCGGUGACAAACUUCCCGUUCUUUUCUGGAUCUUUGGAGGCGGUUUUGAACUAGGCGCCACCCAAACGUAUGACGCUACCAGCCUUCUUGCCACUGCAGUUGGACAGAAGCAGCCCUUCGUUUUUGUUGCCGUCAACUAUCGCGUUGGGGGCUUUGGGUUUAUGCCUGGUAAGGAGAUCCUGAAAGACGGCAGCGCUAACCUUGGUCUUCUUGACCAGCGCAUGGGCUUGGAGUGGGUGGCUGAUAAUAUUGCCGCGUUUGGGGGUGACCCAAGCAAGGUGACCAUCUGGGGUGAGAGCGCAGGAUCCAUCUCAGUCUUUGACCAGAUGGUUCUAUAUGGGGGGAAUGCUACCUACAAAGGAAAGCCAUUGUUCCGCGGUGCCAUUAUGAACUCCGGAACAGUCGUCCCAGCCGAUCCCGUCGACUGCCCCAAGGGGCAAGAGGUAUAUGAUAAGGUUGUGAGAGAAGCUGGCUGUUCCGGAGCUCAGGACACACUUAAAUGCCUGCGGAAGGCCGACUACAAGACGUUCCUAAACGCCGCCAACUCUGUCCCCGGCAUCAUUUCUUACCAAUCGCUGGCUCUUUCAUAUCUGCCUCGGCCGGACGGUACGGCACUGCCCGACAGUCCUGACAGGCUAGGUCUCGCUGGAAAGUACCACGCCGUGCCCAUGAUCAUUGGAGACCAAGAGGAUGAGGGCAGCAUUUUCGCCAUCACAACCCUCAACGUAACAAGCGUCGAUAAGGCUGUGGAUUAUCUUUCCCAGUACUAUUUCCACUCCGCCCCCAAGGCAAAACUCAAGGAGUUCAUUCAGCUUUACGAGCCCUCCCUCACCCAAGGCAGUCCUUUCCGCACAGGUAUUCUCAACGAGUGGUAUCCCGGAUUCAAGCGCAUGGCCGCCGUUCUCGGUGACUUGACGUUCACACUCACCCGCCGUGUCACACUCAGCAUUGCGACAACUGUUAAACCCGACGUCCCGGCAUGGUCGUAUCUCUCGUCUUACAACUACGGCACCCCCAUAGUGGGUACGUUCCACGCAUCUGAUAUUCUACAAGUUUUCUACGGUAUCUUGCCCAACAAUGCCAUGAAGAGUUGCCGCACAUACUACUUCAAUUUCUUGUACAACCUAGACCCUAACAAGGGUGUUGGAGGGUACGCCAACUGGCCGAAGUGGCAGGAUACCAAGAAACUCAUGUGGUUCAGAUGGGGAUUUGCAAAUGACAUUUUGGAUGACAACUUUCGAAGCGCAGCGAGCAAUUUCAUCUCCAAUAAUAGGGAAAUAUUCCGUAUAUAA
Pochonia chlamydosporia 170 is the source of this 1746-nucleotide messenger RNA. RefSeq names its product cholinesterase. The coding region runs from base 1 to 1746 and encodes 581 amino acids. Lineage: Eukaryota; Fungi; Ascomycota; Sordariomycetes; Hypocreales; Clavicipitaceae. The record is from RefSeq and is a predicted model, not a curated record. The transcript has a single exon.